Laetiporus sulphureus 93-53 is the source of this 5334-nucleotide messenger RNA. RefSeq lists its product as uncharacterized. The transcript has 20 exons. The record is from RefSeq and is a predicted model, not a curated record. Gene Ontology annotation, molecular function: nucleotide binding; DNA binding; DNA-directed DNA polymerase activity. The coding region runs from base 206 to 5224 and encodes 1672 amino acids. Gene Ontology annotation, cellular component: zeta DNA polymerase complex; nucleus. Gene Ontology annotation, biological process: double-strand break repair via homologous recombination; error-prone translesion synthesis. Lineage: Eukaryota; Fungi; Basidiomycota; Agaricomycetes; Polyporales; Laetiporaceae.
GUAGUGUGCCAUCGCAGAAAGAAUUUGGACGUCGCGCGUUAUGUCGCGUACGAUGGCGUAUCACGUGAUCGUUGCGACGCGUGGUGGACGUGCGACGCGGUUCGGCGCCUCCCGUCCCACUCGGUGGCCAGGGCUCCUGAGUUAGCAAGGUCUCAUUGCCAGUUUUCCCCCUUGUCUUCCACAGUUCUUUCUUGCAUCAUGCGAGAUGAAAGAUACCACCGCAUCCUUGUGCGUACGAGUAAAUCAGAUUGACCAUACGCUUGCACAAGCGGGUCCAUUGGAUAACACCACGCUCCCUCGCGUACCUAUUAUCAGAAUAUACGGGGAAGCCUCUAAUGGUCAAAAGGCAUGUAUACAUGUCCAUCAAGUAUACCCAUACUUUUUCGUGGAAUACCCGGGCAAGAUGAACCCUAACGAUGUCAAUCACUACAUCUCGAAGCUAAAUUAUUCUCUAAAUCAUGCUAUUGCCCUUUCUUUUAAGCGAGAUCCACGCUCACCAAAAUCUCAGUUCAUUCGUGCAGUCGUGCUCGUGAAAGGGGUACAUUUCUAUGGCUUUCAUUCAUCAUAUUCCCCUUUUCUCAAGGUUCACAUCGCCGACCCAGCAUAUAAAAGCCGUGCGGUAGCCAUCCUGCAGUCCGGAACCGUCAUGAGGACCAGAUUUCGUGUGUAUGAAAGCCAUCUCAGCUAUCCUCUUCAAUUCUUAUGCGACUUUGGGCUCUAUGGGUGCGGAUGGAUGGAUCUCGGCGAGAUCUGGCAGCGAGGCCGAGAGGAAGAGACCAAAUCUGCGCACGAGGGUGAAGGCGAAGGGAAGCCACCCGUCUUUCGGACCUCACCGCAUCCUCGCCAGUCUCGCAUGCCUCUCGAAGUCGACGUCAUCGCUCAUCAGAUUCUGAACCGGCGGUUGCUGUCAGCUCGUAACAUUCACCACAAGUUGCAAACUCCUGCUCCUCCCCUUCCUCCCGAACCUCUCGUGCUCAGCGUACGCGAGCUUUGGGAAGAUGAACGCCGCCGCCGUAUCGCGAAAGGUCUUACACCCUCUCCGGAAAUCCCCAAGGAUCCUAGUGCAGACUCGAGAGUAACGAGCAGGGAAUGGGUAGCGGAAGCAAGGUGGUGGGAAGAAGUUAGGAGGAGGAUCGAGAGAGAAGGAGAAAUGGAGAAGACCCCGCGAAGUGAUACAGGCUGGGAGCGGUGGGUCAUGACGACGUUCGAGAGCAUAGAAUCACUUUGGGAGAACAAAUGGAAGAUGUGGAAGCCAUCUAGACCGCAAGAUAGUGAAAGCGGAGAAGGCGCGAAGACAUCGGCUGCGGACAAUCCCUAUGCACCAACGCAAUCAAGCCAGUCAUUGAGUUCACAAAUUUCCAAGCAAGCAGAUGAGCACGAAAUUGAUGUGGAUGAGACACUGCUUUUCAGCCAGGCCAUUGAUGAGUUAUAUACUGAAGGUUGGGAACAGCAGCCCGAAGGUGACGCAAUUGAUGGUGGAAGAGCGGAGGAAGAGCUCGCAGCUGAAUCAUUUCCGGCGGAAAAUGAAAUCGGCCAUGCUUCCGAUCAGAAAAAAAGAAACAGUCUUCUGAACGGUUCUUCGACUCCAAAGCGGCCCAAUCCGUUCGGAGAGGCUUGGCGUAAACUCACACGUGCGGACCAAUCUGAUGCUCACCGUUCGACAUCUGUCCUGUCGGAGGCUCCAACUCCAACCCCACCAAGAAGGGAGGAUGUUGUCGAAUACUGGGGUGAUUCGCUUCCGACGACACCCGUGAAACCACGACCUCAAAUUCGACCUAUUGAAGAGGGCAGUGUCUUAUCUCCCACCAGACCUGCUCGACCGACGAACCUAGCAAAGCCAACCAACCCAACGAAACCAUCGCGGUCAAAGGGUGAAUCAUCGGGCAUAAGCAUUGAUUUGCACAUCGCAAGUUACAACACGAUUCCAUUGCUGUCCCACAUGAAGCAGCGAAUUGAUGUCCCAUCCACAAUGGACGCGGUGUCGUCCGAGUCGGAUGCUCUCAACCUACAGAAUAAGAAGCGGCGACAUUCUCAUACUUCAGACGAUGAAGGCGCUGAAACUCACCAUCCACUCAAGCGGCGUAGGAAGAAUCAUGUGGAUGAUGUCCUUUCAUCAUCUUCAGCUACCUCGUUGUCACUGGAGUCUUCCGCAUCGUUAACGCGGAGAUCGUUGCAGGAUACCAGUUCUAACCGGUCACCAGUCCCUUCAUUGCGUCGACGACGACAUAAUUUAUACGUCUAUGCUUAUCUUCCUCCAUCCGCGGCAGAAUUGUCUGCAAGCGUUGAUGAUUUUGCCAUUCCCAGCAAAGUCUACAUCGAUCCGCAUUAUUCGAGGGCCAGCGACGCGCCCGAAAGACCAAGGGAGUACGCUGGGCUGGUGUUCAACUUGAAGGGUGGGAAGGGAUUGAGCGUCCUUGAAGAUUGGGACAGCGGUUCUAAUGGUCCAUCUUCCGCUUCGCUGGUGUCGAGUAGUCCAACACUUUCCAAUUCUAGUCGCAUACAUGGUUGGGAGUAUGCCAGCUGUCCGCCGUCUGCUAAGGAAGUACGGCAAUGGUUGCGUGACCAUCCAAGGACGCACAAUUCAGCGCCAACGUCUGUUAAGAAGCACUCUCAGAUCGAUGGUUCAACUCAAGCGAACCCAUAUGGGCUGAAGGGAAGCCCUCUCAAACCGGCAGAAAGUGCGAUUCGUGAACGACAGAAUAUGAGCUUGUUCUCGCUCGAAGUAUUUGCACCAUCUAGGGAGGGACGCUUGCCAGAUCCUGCGGAAGAUGAGGUUCUUGCUAUUUUCUACGCAUAUCAAGACUCUGCAGAUAUCGCGGACCGAGGGAGCGCAGGCUUCGCGUGCGAGACUGGCAUGAUUGUUGUCGAAGGUGAUCAAGUCAACCCGCGCAGGUUACAGAGCGUACGGAUGGACGCCGUCAACAGCGAGCUUGACCUGUUGAAUCACCUCAUCGAUUUAGUCUGGGCUCUCGAUCCUGAUAUCGUCGUCGGUUGGGAGGUGCAGUCUGCAUCCUGGGGAUACCUGAGUGCGCGAGCAUCUACUUAUGGGCUUGACAUUGGGGAGCAGAUCUCAAGAGCCCCCGGUCGACAUAGCGGUGGAUCAGAUCAAUGGGGGAUGCGUAUGACAUCGACUUUCCAGGCUGUCGGUCGGCACGUACUGAACGUUUGGCGAAUCAUGCGCGCCGAACAGAACUUCACUAGUCACUCUUUUGAGCAUGUUGUCUUUCAACUUCUCCGUAGACGGACUCCUCGAUACUCCGCGAAGACGUUGACAGAGUGGUACCAUAGUCCUCAUCCGUACCAAACGGCUAAUCUCCUACGAUACUUCUCCAUCCGCGCUGUUACGGUGUUGGAAAUCCUUGACGUUGCAGAGGUUGUGACGAAGAAUGCAGAAUUUGCUCGCAUUUUCGGAGUGGAUUUUUUCUCGGUCCUCAGUCGCGGCUCGCAGUUCAAAGUAGAGUCGUUCAUGUUCAGAAUCGCCAAGCCGGAGAGUUUUGUACUGCUAUCGCCGAGCAAGCAGGAUGUCGGAAAGCAAAAUGCGGCUGAAUGCAUGCCCUUAAUCAUGGAGCCGCUCUCGGCUUUCUACAAUAGCCCCCUUGUAGUUUUAGACUUUCAAUCUCUGUAUCCAUCUAUCAUGAUCGCCUACAACUACUGUUACUCUACUUGUCUCGGUCGUGUAUCUGAUUUCAAGGGACAAAACAAAUUCGGCGUCACGGAGUUGCAUCAACCGCCGGGCUUGCUGGAGUCUCUACAAGAUCAUAUUAUUGUCGCACCUAAUGGUAUAAUGUAUGUGAAACCCGAGGUCCGCAAGGGGUUGCUCGGCAGGAUGCUGACGGAAUUACUGGAAACGCGAGUAAUGGUGAAGCAAGCAAUGAAGGGAGUGAAGGAUGACAAGGCCCUCAGAAGGGUCCUUGACGCACGUCAAUUGGGUCUCAAAUUCAUCGCCAACGUCACUUAUGGUUACACAAGCGCCACUUAUUCCGGUCGAAUGCCGGCUGUAGAGAUCGCGGAUAGUAUUGUCCAAAGUGGUCGUGAAACUCUGGAGGAGGCAAUACGCGUGAUUGAUUCGACCAAGAAAUGGGGCGCCAAAGUAGUUUACGGCGACACAGACUCACUGUUUGUGUACCUCCCUGGCAAGACUAAGGAGCAAGCGUUCCGAAUCGGCUACGAGAUGGCAGAAACGAUCACUGCGUCGAACCCUGUUCCGGUAAAACUCAAGUUCGAAAAGGUUUACCUUCCCUGCGUGCUCAUGGCGAAGAAACGCUACGUGGGUUUCAAGUUUGAGAAUCCAGAUGACAAGGAACCGGUGUUCGACGCGAAGGGGAUUGAGACCGUCCGUAGAGAUGGGAUCCCGGCUCAGCAGAAGAUGGUGGAGGCGUGCCUUAAAAUUCUCUUUAGGACUCAAGACCUCAGCAAGGUCAAGGAUUAUUGUUGUAACACCUGGGCGAAGAUACUCGAAGACAGGGUCUCCGUGCAAGACUUCAUCUUUGCAAAGGAGGUCAAGAUGGGCACAUACAGCGACAAAGUCCCACCGCCGCCGGGUGUCACAGUCGCUGCACGACGUAUGGUGGAAGAUCCUGCUGACGAGCCUCAAUACGGAGAACGUGUACCGUACAUCAUCGUCCGCGGCGACCCUGAUAGCAGGGUAGUAGACAGAGCCGUAGCUCCUGAGGCUCUCCUGAACGACAGCCAGAAGCACCUGGAUGCGACGUAUUACAUAUCCAGAGUGUUGAUCCCGCCUCUCGAACGCAUAUUCAACCUCGUCGGCGCAGAUGUCAGAAGCUGGUAUGACGAAAUGCCGAAGACGAUACGAGCGGAUCAUGCGGAUUCGUUGUUGAUUUCACCACGGAAGGCGAACAAGGACUCUAACGGACCCGGCACGCUGAAGAUUGACUAUCAUUUUCUCAGCUCGAAUUGCAUCGUAUGCGGUGCCCUCACACCAGAAGGUUUGUGUGAAGACUGUCGUGCCGAUCCUCAACCGACAAUUACCGAGCUUCUGUCCCGGGUACGGACGACCGAGAGCCGACUAUGGAAUGUUCAAACGGUCUGCGGCUCCUGCUGCGGAACGGCCACCGCUGAACCCAUCAAGUGCGAAUCGUUGGACUGUCCGUGGCUGUUUGAGCGGAAGAAGAUCGAGCACAGGGCAGAAGCGCUCGUCGCCAUUGAAGAUCUGGUGAGGCAGCUUGAGAUAGGCGACGACGGUUUCGCAGGGGAUGACGGAUGAGAUGGUCUUUUGUUGACGUCGAUGAUAUAUAUCAUCGUUUGUUUUCGGGUCGAAAGCAUGUUGACAAGAAAUACAUGAUACAGAUUGGUUAUACAUCCUUAUUAAGCUCU